AUGCCCGCGCUGCUGGCGGCCGCGGACGACAAGAAGGAUGGAGGCCAAGAGCCACGCCGCGUCAAGUCACGCACGGAAGGAGGCAGCACGGACAAGAAGCUCAAAGGUGUCAGCGAUCAAGGGCUACGUCGGUUCCUGCUCGUGAUGGUCAAGCAGCUCCUGAAGGUGGCGCAGGGGAUGCGAGAACUCGGAGGAUGCCUAUUCGACACUUGUCUCUGCCCUGUGGACGGGGCGGAGGCGCUGAAGAUGGCGGAGCAGACCCACAACUACGCGGAGGCGGUGAAGCGCGACGGGAAGGGUCACCUGCACGGAGCCCCCUACAUCUGGGCGUUCGCGGGCCUGCUGGCGGGACUUCGAGAACGCGGAGACGCAGUGGGCGCCCAGAACGCGAAGGGGAUCGUGGACAUGAUGGAGUGGCUCGACGCGCACGGCGUAGAGGACAAGAUGGAGAUGAUACGGAUGUGCCGUCUGGACAAGACGUACGACAAGGACAAGAAGCGGAUCACCUUUGUGCUGCGAGACGAGCGCUGGCGCCAGACGGUGAUUGCGUGCUGCGUGCAGGCGGGGAUGGAGCGCAAGCAGGGGAAGGCCCCAGCGUCGUUCAUGGAGAGGGAGCUCCAGGAGUACGUUGUGCAGCUGCUAGAGCACCAGACGCUGACGGGCCUGCACGUGGGCCUGAUGGUGAACGUGAGCCUGCGGCCGCUGCAGGCGAUUUUGCUGCUUUGCCUGUCGGCAGCCCCGCCGUUGCUCUGA
Prorocentrum cordatum is the source of this 753-nucleotide messenger RNA. Lineage: Eukaryota; Dinophyceae; Prorocentrales; Prorocentraceae. The record is from the annotation of a GenBank genome assembly.